Messenger RNA from Chanos chanos (milkfish), 3926 nucleotides. It is a transcript of the gene aco1, whose product is annotated as aconitase 1, soluble. The transcript has 21 exons. Lineage: Eukaryota; Metazoa; Chordata; Actinopteri; Gonorynchiformes; Chanidae. The coding region runs from base 119 to 2791 and encodes 890 amino acids. The record is from RefSeq and is a predicted model, not a curated record.
CCUUACUAUACACCCGCUAAUUCAUAAACGAGAAGCACAGUUGGGGUUACGGGGUUAGAGGAAACAAGUGCAUUUGGUAAUUUUAAGUGUGUGUGGGAAAGGGAGAGCGUCUUCAGCCAUGAGUAAUCCUUAUAUACACAUCGUUGAACCUUUGGAUCCCCAGAAUCCUGACAAUAAGUUUUUCAAUCUCACAAAGCUUGGAGACCCCAGAUAUGAACACCUUCCCUUCUCCAUUCGUGUGCUACUGGAGUCGGCAGUAAGGAACUGUGAUGAAUUCCUGGUGAAAAAGACGGAUGUGGAGAACAUUCUCAACUGGAAAGAGACUCAGACCCAGACCGUGGAAGUGCCCUUCAAACCGGCCCGCGUCAUCCUGCAGGACUUCACUGGGGUUCCUGCCGUGGUGGACUUUGCAGCGAUGCGUGACGCUGUGAAGAAUCUGGGUGGAGACCCAGAGAAGAUCAACCCUGUCUGCCCAGCCGAUCUUGUCAUAGAUCAUUCCAUUCAGGUGGACUUCAACAGGAAGUCUGACAGCCUCCAGAAAAACCAGGACCUAGAGUUUGAGCGAAACAAAGAGCGAUUUCAGUUUUUAAAGUGGGGUUCUAAAGCAUUCCGGAACAUGCGAAUCAUUCCGCCGGGCUCGGGGAUCGUGCAUCAGGUCAACCUGGAGUACCUGGCCAGGGUUGUGUUUGACCAAGAUGGCUUUUACUAUCCUGACAGCCUAGUGGGCACUGACUCCCACACAACCAUGAUAGAUGGCCUGGGAGUCCUGGGGUGGGGUGUGGGUGGCAUUGAAGCAGAGGCUGUUAUGCUGGGACAGCCAAUCAGCAUGGUGCUCCCAGAGGUCAUAGGUUACAGACUCCAUGGAACUCCAGACAAGCUCAUCACCUCCACCGACAUUGUCCUCACCGUCACCAAGCACCUGCGUCAGGUUGGCGUGGUGGGGAAAUUUGUGGAGUUCUUUGGUCCUGGAGUAGCCCAGCUGUCUAUCGCUGAUCGUGCCACCAUUGCUAACAUGUGCCCUGAGUAUGGAGCCACAGCUGCCUUCUUCCCUGUGGAUCACAUCAGCGUACAAUACCUGGAGCAGACAGGAAGAGAUGCUGAAAAGCUACACUACAUCGCCCAGUAUCUCAAAGCCGUAGGGAUGUUCAGAGAUUACGGCAACGAGAGCCAGGAUCCUGAUUUUACACAGGUGGUUGAAUUAGACCUCAGCACAGUGGUCCCUUGCUGCAGUGGUCCCAAGAGACCUCAUGACAGGGUAGCUAUAGCGGAAAUGAAGAAGGACUUUGAAACGUGUUUAGGGGCAAAGCAAGGCUUCAAGGGUUUCCAGGUGGCCCCUGAACAUCAUAACGUGUCUGUGCCAUUUGAGUAUAACGGAGUCAAGUACUCCCUCUCUCACGGCUCUGUAGUCAUAGCCGCCAUCACCAGCUGCACCAACACAAGCAAUCCCUCCGUAAUGCUGGGAGCAGGUCUCCUGGCGAAGAAGGCCAUCGAACAUGGCUUGACUGUAAAACCUUAUAUAAAAACCAGUCUGUCCCCUGGCAGUGGAGUGGUCACCUACUACCUUAAGGAGAGUGGAGUCAUGGACUACCUCUCUCAGUUAGGUUUUGAAGUGGUGGGUUAUGGAUGUAUGACUUGUAUUGGCAACAGUGGUCCAAUCCCUGAGCCAGUAGUAGAAGCCAUCACCCAGGGUGAUCUCGUGGCUGCCGGCAUCUUGUCUGGUAACAGGAACUUCGAGGGUCGUGUCCACCCCAACACGCGUGCCAACUACCUUGCCUCUCCUCCGCUAGUCAUCGCCUAUGCCAUUGCUGGAACGGUGCGGAUAGACUUCGAGAAGGAGCCCAUUGCGGUGAACAGUGAGGGGAAAGAAGUUUUCCUGAAGGACAUCUGGCCCACAAGGGAAGAGAUCCAGGCCGUGGAGAGACAGUUUGUCAUCCCUGCCAUGUUUAAAGAGGUCUAUGAGAAAGUGGAGAGAGUGAACGAGCGCUGGAACUCCCUUGUCGCCCCUUCUGAUAAACUCUACACAUGGGACCCCAAAUCCACAUACAUCAAGUCCCCUCCAUUCUUUGAUGGGCUGACCAGAGAGCUGAAGCCACCGCAGUCCAUAACAGACGCUUCCGUGCUACUCAACCUCGGUGACUCUGUAACCACAGAUCACAUUUCCCCUGCCGGGAACAUUGCUCGCAACAGUCCUGCUGCGCGAUACCUUACCAGCCGAGAUCUGACCCCUCGAGAGUUCAACUCCUACGGCUCUCGCCGAGGGAACGACGCGGUCAUGGCUCGUGGCACCUUUGCCAACAUCCGCCUCUUCAACAAGUUUCUCAAUAAACAGGCUCCACGUACUAUCUUCCUGCCCACGGAGGAGACGAUGGAUGUAUUUGAUGCAGCAGAGAAGUACCAGCAGGCUGGUCACCCUCUACUGAUAUUGGCUGGUAAAGAGUAUGGCUCAGGCAGCUCCAGAGACUGGGCAGCUAAAGGACCCUUCCUACUGGGCAUCAAGGCGGUGUUGGCAGAGAGCUACGAGCGCAUUCAUCGCAGUAACCUCGUCGGCAUGGGCGUCAUUCCCCUCGAGUACCUGCCCGGCCAGACGGCCGACACCCUGGGCCUGACGGGACGCGAACGUUACACCGUGAUCAUCCCCCCUCAGCUAACUCCCAGGAUGAUCGUUGACGUUAAGCUGGACACAGGGAAAACAUUCCAGGCAAGGAUGCGAUUCGACACUGACGUGGAACUGACUUACUUCCAUCACGGUGGCAUCCUCAACUACAUGAUCCGUAAGAUGUCUGAAAAUUAGUGAUGUGGAUAAAAGAGGCGCUUCGCCGGGAAGUGGCCACACAAAACGCACAAAGCCUCCAUCUGGAGACUGAAUUGCUUUUUUUUUUUUCUGUCUUUUUUUUUUUUUUCUCUCCUCCCUUUCGCAGAAGAGCAAAUGUAUGUCUCCCUUGUGCAUUGUCCUUCAUAUUAGUCAGAGAGACAAACCUGGGCUAAGUACACGCUAAUGAAAGGAUUGCUGAUAUAUUAAUACAUUUGUCAGUGAGCUUCAACGAUUAAUCCACAAAUCACUCAUAUAUCAAAUAUCUUCACUUAAAAUACUUUAAAUAUGUACUUGACCAGUUUGCAUUUGGUGUAGUGAUGGUCAUUUUAGUUUGUCAUAUACUUGGUCUACCACGGCUGACAUUGCUACAACAAAUUGACCCAGAAGUCUAAUUGCUUACCCUACCUCACUUUUGCCAAAUCCUGAUCUAAUGUUUAAUUCUCGAUGUCUUUAAUCUUUCUAUAGUGCAAACACACUUCAAAUUUCUUCGUCUUGCUUUCAUCACUGUUGGAAUAUGGAAUAAAAUCAUAAAACAUAAAGACAUAGUUAAAGAGCAUUAAAAACUCAAGAGUACACAAGUGUAGUGUCAGGUUAUCUUGACUUUUUUUAGACUGUGCUGCCUCUAUGCAAAAGUCAUUUUUUUACUCUGCUCCAUAAUGGAAUACAACGUAAAUAAUGUGUGUCAGCAAAGGGCAAAUAUUAUCAGUUACUUAAAGCAAAAUUUCUAUAUUUGACAUCUGUGUAACACUUGAUUUUCUAGAUAUGGCAAAUUUACAAUAUUUUGACCAGAAUGCUCCAAGACAUUCAGCGGUGAAAUGAUAAUGAAAAGGACGUUCACCUGGAUGUCUUUUUAAAUGCUUGAAAUUCACAACACACACAUACAGUUAAUUUUUUUUUUUUUUGAAUUAAGAUAUUCUCAGUAUCUCUAGGAGACAGCUUCUUGAAAGUGCCUACAUUUUCACAUUGACAGUUAAAUUCAGUUAUUUUAGGGAAACGACUGAAGCAAUUUCAUUACCGUGGUUUCUGUAAUUGUACGUAUCUGCCUUUACCUGUGUGUCUGUUAUGUGGUGAUAUGAUUAAAUUAAAUUUCAUCAUUCCUCUUACACAAAGAUAA